AUGUGGACGCCAGGGAAACAUGUCUUCGUCCUGCUGUUGACGUUGGUGUCGACCCUCCGGUGCCGCGCGGACACGAUAAGUGAGUUUGCGGAAGACCACGACGAUGACCACAACCAUGAGAUCCUGCGCGUUCUCCCAGAUACGUACAACUGGACUCACAGACCCAGAAUUAAAGGUCGCUGGCUGGACGUGACGUGUGCAGCACACCUUCUGAGCUUUGGAGCAGUGUCUGAACAAACCAUGGAUUUCGAGGUUAGCCUUCAGGUGGCCCAGGAGUGGCGGGACCAUCGGCUGGCUAACCUGACGCAGAACACCUGGCUUCCCGUGGACUCGGGUGUGCAGGUGUGGAAACCUCACGUGGACUUCGCCAACACCAAGUCUCUGGACAUCGCCACCGCAGAGGAGGAGACCACCAUGUGGGUGUCACGGGAAGGCGUGGUCAACCUGAUUGUCAGGUACGACAUCAAGGCUUCCUGUCAGAUGUCUCUCCACGCCUUCCCGAUGGACCAGCAGACCUGCCACAUCAGACUGGACGGAUUUGAUGACACUCGUCUCGUGUGGGGGUUACCUUCAUUGAUGACGAUGAACACAGUACCUGUCAUUUCCGAUGCGACUGCCUUCCACUCUCAGUUCAAGUUAGCGGGAAUAACUGCAAAAUCCUACGUCACGUCGUUUCUACCAUCUGUCCCUGGUAAAGGUUGCACGUUCUCCGAACAAACUUGUGACUACGCCGACUCGGACGCCUGCCAAACCAACACGAAGCUGUGCGCGGAUGAUGCCGGGUCAGAGGAGUGUGAUAACUGCCUGUACUACACUGGCAUCUGUGGGAACGUCACAAAACCGUGUGAUCUGUUAGGAAAAGGUGAUAAAAGCACAUACACAUCGUUAGAGAUCCAGUUCCACCUGUCGAGAAGGUUUGCCUACCAUCUCAUGCAGAUGUACGUGCCCUCCACCUUCAUCGUCAUCAUGUCAUGGCUCUCUUUCUGGAUUGAGAUCGGUGCAGUUCCAGCCCGAGUCUGCCUCGGCGUCCUCACAGUCCUGACCAUGACCACGCAGAGCUCACGCAGCCACGCCAUGCAGGAGGUCUCUUACGUCAGAGCUAUCGACAUCUGGAUUGUUGCCUGUCAACUAUUUGUCUUCACGGCUUUAGUUGAAUACGCCGUAACAUACAGAUGGUGGCUUACAGAAAACAAGGGCAGACGUAUCAUCAUCGACAUGGAGGAUAAGCCGACCGAGAACGGCGCGUCACCAGAGCACCAGCCAAUAGAAAUCAGUGGCAAAUGCGACAGCUGCAACUUCGUGCCCACCGCUGCCCAGAACAUCGACCGCGUCUGCAGGAUGGUGUUUCCUUCAUUGUUCGUCAUAUUCAACAUCACGUAUUGGACCGUCUAUCUGUCAGCGUAGCCAGCACGACACAGGAGCACCGGGUGCCUGGAGAGACAUCAAAAUGUCACCAAUAACUCUUCGGCAUGUUCGUCGGCAACGUUUUGAGUUGUAUGAUGAUGAUUCAACUAUAUCAUUGUUGUAAUUUGGACAGAAUCACAUACAAGAGUCGCUACUGAUUGAGUUAUGAAUGCCAGAAACUCAGUUUCCCUCUGACAUCAAGCCAUGCUCCCGUGCGGAAGCCUUUAUUCUGAGGUCGAUGUCUUCACCAAGGAGCCAGGCGUUACCGGAUUCGCAGGAUGUUAGAUAUUGUGCUCAGCCCAAGGACGUGAACAGCUCAAGGAGGUCAAACUCGUUAAGGUUGUUUUUGUGCCUAUGGUACUUUUUAACAACGCUUUUUUGGUCUAUGAUACAACUUACCAUACGUGCAAAGUGCGGGCGACUGUGUGCAUCAAACUUUGGACUUGAA
Molecule: messenger RNA, 1852 nt
Organism: Branchiostoma floridae (Florida lancelet)
Lineage: Eukaryota; Metazoa; Chordata; Leptocardii; Amphioxiformes; Branchiostomatidae
Product: glycine receptor subunit alpha-2-like
Exons: 9
Coding region: 1-1404 (467 amino acids)
Biological process (GO): nervous system process; regulation of membrane potential; signal transduction
Cellular component (GO): neuron projection; membrane; synapse
Molecular function (GO): extracellular ligand-gated monoatomic ion channel activity; chloride channel activity; neurotransmitter receptor activity
Source: RefSeq, a predicted model, not a curated record